UCUAGCAGAGUAUGAUAUAUCCUAAGCAAAAGCUACGUAAAAAGAGAUGAAUUUGUUGACUUGGUUGAAGCCAGCGAGCCUUUUUCGCCUAAGGUGGGGUAUAAACGGUCAGAAAUGAACGUUGUCUACCCGUGACUAGGCUCACCAACGAAUCAUAAUCUCCCACGUGGCAUCUCCCUCAGCUCUCCCACUAAAAUCGAAGCUUAUAUAAAUAAGACCGCUAGGAUCGGGACUAACCAUUCCCACCUUCCAACGUAUGGAAAACAAAAAGGAGAAUAAUGCCUGGAAGGCUGUUCCUCAAUUCGGAGGGUGGGAUCAUAAGACCGGAGGAAACACUAAUUAUUCUAUGGUUUUUUCGCAAGCUCGAGCAAAUCGGAAGCAGCAUAAAUCCGACUUCAAUCGGGGCAGCCUUGGAAAUGAAGAGGAGCUUAUUCCAAAACACCACCACCACCUCGUUGCGGGACAUCACCACCAAGUUGAUUCACCAUCGAGGAGAAAGAAGUUUCUCAGCUAUUUCAAUUGUUGUAUAAAGGCUUGAAUUCUCUAUAAUUCGAUCGAUCCGCUCCGUCCAUUUCUGCUGAUUUGGUGCCUACAAUGCUACUAACUUGAAGAUUGAAAAUUUCGUGAUUUAUUGUUGUCCUUGUAAAUCAAUAUUGCGAAAUUGAUAAAUGUUUCCAUAGUCUAUGAUCGACUUGCAAUAUGCUUACUUGAGAUUCUUUAUUUGUUAUGAUGUUUUAGUGCUAUUUAAUAAGAAAAGACCAAUUAAAUGUGCU
This is a messenger RNA of Magnolia sinica, 773 nucleotides long. RefSeq lists its product as uncharacterized. The transcript has 3 exons. Bases 257 to 538 code for a protein of 93 amino acids. Lineage: Eukaryota; Viridiplantae; Streptophyta; Magnoliopsida; Magnoliales; Magnoliaceae. The record is from RefSeq and is a predicted model, not a curated record.